AUGUUGAUGCCAACAAAAAAUCGGAAAGCUAUUUAUGAGUAUUUGUUCAAAGAAGGCGUAUGUGUGGCUAAGAAAGAUUAUAAUUUGAAAACACACCCUAAUAUACCAAAUGUAACCAAUUUGGAAGUGAUAAAAGCUUGCAAGAGUCUUGCUUCACGGGAAUACGUAAAAGAACAAUUUGCUUGGCGGCAUCAUUAUUGGUAUUUAACGAAUGAAGGCAUUGAUUAUUUGCGAGAAUAUCUUCAUUUGCCAGCUGAAAUUGUUCCAUCUACUGUCAAGGCCAAACAGCGAGAACCAAGGCUUGGUUUCGAGCGUAUGCCCCGAGGACCGAAAGUAGAAAGCGAUAGAGAUGCAUACCGAACAGCUGAGAAAGUAACCGAGGCGGGUCCAGGUGCAGCACCAGUAUCAGGUUAUCGGGGUGGAUAUGGUCGGGGUGCAGGAGCCCUGCAAUAA
Molecule: messenger RNA, 453 nt
Organism: Brugia malayi
Lineage: Eukaryota; Metazoa; Nematoda; Chromadorea; Rhabditida; Onchocercidae
Gene: Bma-rps-10
Product: 40S ribosomal protein S10, putative
Exons: 3
Coding region: 1-453 (150 amino acids)
Cellular component (GO): cytosolic small ribosomal subunit
Molecular function (GO): RNA binding; structural constituent of ribosome
Source: RefSeq, a predicted model, not a curated record